AUGGCCUCUUCACUCUUCUCGAUCCCGCGGGUCGGCCGCCAGCUGAUUCACCAACUUCCCAAGCCCCAAUACAGAGCCUUCUCCGCCGGUGUGCAACGGUUCAGCGACUCCCUUUCGGUGCACCGCAACACCCCCCACAACAACCCGAGUCUCCCGUUCAAGUUUUCCGAGCAGAACCUCACCCUCGCCGAUGAGAUCCUCAAGCGCUACCCUCCCCAGUACAAGAAGGCCGCCGUCAUGCCUCUUCUCGACCUUGGCCAGCGCCAGCACGGCUUCACCAGCAUUAGCGUCAUGAACGAAGUCGCUCGCAUGCUCGAGAUGCCCCCAAUGCGUGUCUAUGAGGUUGCGACCUUCUACACCAUGUACAACCGCGAGCCCGUUGGCAAGUACUUCGUCCAGAUUUGCACAACAACUCCAUGCCAGCUCGGAGGCUGCGGUAGUACCGCGAUCGUCGAGGCCAUCACCGAGCACCUCGGAAUUACCCCAGGCCACACCACCGAAGACGGCCUCUUCACAUACAUCGAAGUCGAGUGCCUGGGCGCUUGCGUCAACGCCCCCAUGGUCCAGAUCAACGAUGACUACUACGAAGACCUGACCCCCGAGUCCAUCAAGACCAUCCUGACAGCCCUUAAGGACUCCGCCACCACCACUGGCACCAUCAUUCCCGCCCCAGGGCCGGUGAGCGGGCGCGACACCUGCGAGAACAGCGCCGGCUUGACCAACUUGACCGAGGUUGUGUGGAAUCCUGAGACGAUGAUGCGCAAAGACGGUGCAUUGGACGCUGCGCCCCAACAAUGA
Molecule: messenger RNA, 798 nt
Organism: Penicillium soppii
Lineage: Eukaryota; Fungi; Ascomycota; Eurotiomycetes; Eurotiales; Aspergillaceae
Product: complex I 24 kDa subunit family protein
Exons: 3
Coding region: 1-798 (265 amino acids)
Molecular function (GO): NADH dehydrogenase activity
Source: RefSeq, a predicted model, not a curated record